Tetranychus urticae (two-spotted spider mite) is the source of this 924-nucleotide messenger RNA. It is a transcript of the gene DCTN6-p27, whose product is annotated as dynactin subunit 6. The record is from RefSeq and is a predicted model, not a curated record. Gene Ontology annotation, biological process: mitotic spindle organization. Gene Ontology annotation, molecular function: dynein complex binding. Gene Ontology annotation, cellular component: dynactin complex. NCBI's taxonomy places the organism in Eukaryota, Metazoa, Arthropoda, Arachnida, Trombidiformes, Tetranychidae.
CAUCAGGAGUAAUUAUAACGUAAUUAAUGAUAUUUAGUGGCAAGAUAACAACUGCAAAUAAUAAAAUUAAAAAACAAAGCAAAAGAUUAAUUAGAAACUAAGACAUUUGCGUCAAGUUGCUUCAUUCCAUCACACUGUUUACAAUGUGAUCAGCUGUUUUAAAUCACCUGACUUGAUGUUCAUUUGGUUGUUUUUACCAAACUGAUUUUAAGAGUUUGAUACAAAUUCUGUUUUUUAAUCAACAUGUCAGCCUCAGUUGGAAAUUUUGAUCAAACGGUUACAAUUAUGCCUAAUGCUAUUGUUUGCCGGGAACAAACUACAAUCAAAGGAGAUGUCGUUAUUGGUAGUCGAACGAUAAUCCAGCCUACAGUUACAAUCAUAGCCGAAAAGGGUCCAAUUAUAAUUGGUGAAUCCAAUUUAAUCGAGGAAUAUGUUACCAUUAUCAAUAAAACGGAUCAACCUAUGGUUAUUGGUAAUAAUAAUGUUUUCGAGGUUGGCUCACAUUCGGAAUCACUUGAAAUCCAGGACAAUAACGUAUUAGAGUAUAAAUGUCGUAUAGGCCCAAAAGUCAAGUUAACUAAUGGCUGUGUAAUUGGUACUAUGUGCGAUUUCAAUGAUGACCUAACGUUACCAGAAAAUACAGUUGUGUACGGACCUGAUUGUAAAAUGAGGAAACAAUUGGAAAGACCAGCAUUGCAAACAUUUCAACUCGAUUUCCUUAGUAAGAUUAUGCCCAAUUACCAGCGAAUCGAAAAGCCUCGAAAAGGAGUGAAAAAUGACGAAAAAUGACGUUCUCAGCACAAUCAAAAUUACCGCGUUUUCAACAGACAUGAUUGUUUCCAUAAAAGAGCAAUACAUCACAUCACUUUGUUUUUUUCAGUUUAUUUAUCUACAAGUUUUCAAUAAAAAAUUAAGUAAAUGAAA